Messenger RNA from Heterobasidion irregulare TC 32-1, 1068 nucleotides. RefSeq lists its product as uncharacterized. The annotation marks the transcript as partial. The transcript has a single exon. NCBI's taxonomy places the organism in Eukaryota, Fungi, Basidiomycota, Agaricomycetes, Russulales, Bondarzewiaceae. The record is from RefSeq and is a predicted model, not a curated record.
AAAGCUGCGCGCGAUGGACGGCUACGUGAGCUUUGCAAACGUGGAGGGGCUGGGGCUGCCACCGGGCAUGGAUGGAGAUGAGGAGGGCGAGGGCGAGGAGGGUGGCUCGAGAAGCGGGAUCCGUGGCUGGUGGAAGGCGGCGUUCAGUGCGCGGUCGAGGAGCGGGAGCGCAGGUGCCAGCGCGGGCGCGAUGCCGUCCAGACGAGACGCGUAGGUCGCGGCGUCGCCUCGGUUUCUGCCUUUUCCUUCUUCUCCUCAUCAUGUCUUUCCUUGUUGUUGUCGCACUUGCAUCGGAUCUUUCACCUCACGCACACUCGCCCGCACUCUCCUUGUUCGAUCCUCAUUUCUCUCUCUCUCUCUCGGCCGCGCGCGGUCAUCAUGCUCGCUCUCAUCUGGACGGAAUCUAUUCGCCUAUCCAUCCCGCAUUUCUUUUUUUGGGUUAUACUCUCGGCAAACGCGACGCUCGCCCUCUGCGGCUUGAGCGUCUGCGCGUACUCUGCCCCGUCCCGUCCUGCUCCGCGAUCUCUCGACGCCGUCUGCCCUAUAUCGCACACCCUCGACGCCGCGGCGAACGGACGGAUCCUAUGCUCCCACGCACGCUAUUACGCACGCUUUUACGCCGACACACCCCGCACCACGCUCACGACUGUAUGACACUGGAUGUUGAUUUUUUUUUCUGUCUCCCCACCCUUCUAUUACGAUGCGAUGCCAUGGGCUGCGGACGCGCGCAGAUCGGAUGUUGGGCGGCCUUGGGGCGAGCACGACGCGUGCGCAGCGCACCCGUCGUGCCCUCUGGGUCCAGCCCUCCUGGUCUCGCGCUCCUGCACCGCCUGCUUGCUGCUGUUACUCCUACGGCGGCUGGCUGGCUGGCUGGGCGAAAGGCGGACACGCGCGUACGAAUACGAACACAUAUGUUUUUUUUUUACGGUUUACGGUUAACGCGGUAUACGAUAUAUACGAUAGAGGCCUCGGGCUACGUCGGUCGCGCGUUCAUGACGGUGUGUGUGUGUACUGUAGACUGUUUGGUGCGCGUAUGCGUGUUGAUACAUGCGUGUGUGGUGACAUUAC